This is a messenger RNA of Sphenostylis stenocarpa, 261 nucleotides long. NCBI's taxonomy places the organism in Eukaryota, Viridiplantae, Streptophyta, Magnoliopsida, Fabales, Fabaceae. The record is from the annotation of a GenBank genome assembly.
AUGGCUGCCGACACUGCCAUCGCCGCAGAAGUUAUAAACAAAAGCUCCAAAGAUGAACGAGGAAUAUCCGGCGGUGAUGCAUGUAUAAUAUUUGAUUCUUUGAUUAGAUUAAGUUAUAAAUUGAUAUUGGCUAGGUUAGGCCACGAGUAUUUUAAUUUCACGCUUGCAUAUAUGCAGAUUCGUGUCAAGCCAACCCACUUGGAACCGCAGCAUCCGAAGCAGGCUAGAGUGUGUGAUGAUGAGUCAGAAUCACAUGGCUAA